Salvelinus namaycush (lake trout) is the source of this 2334-nucleotide messenger RNA. RefSeq names its product arginase-2, mitochondrial-like. NCBI's taxonomy places the organism in Eukaryota, Metazoa, Chordata, Actinopteri, Salmoniformes, Salmonidae. Bases 147 to 1190 code for a protein of 347 amino acids. Gene Ontology annotation, molecular function: manganese ion binding; arginase activity. Gene Ontology annotation, cellular component: cytoplasm; mitochondrion. The transcript has 8 exons. The record is from RefSeq and is a predicted model, not a curated record.
CCCCCCCCGACGUGCGCUCACAUCAAAGCGUCACCAUCGUCGGAGUGGGAUCCUACAAGAAGAGCGUUUGAAUUCACUUUUGAAUCUCAGCCUUGGUCGUUAUAAAUUAUUUUGAAGUCAACGGAUAAAUUAAAUAGGAUUUUAAAAUGGCUUUGAGAGGCCCACUGCGUCGUCUUCUACGGACUCAACUCAACAAUACCUGUCAGAGCAGAGCUCAUUCUGUGGCUGUUUUAGGAGCCCCAUUUUCAAAAGGACAGAAAAGGAGAGGGGUGGAGCAUGGACCCAAAGCCAUCAGGGAUGCCGGUCUGAUCGAGAGGCUUUCAAAUCUAGAUUACCCAGUACAUGACUUUGGAGACCUGAGCUUCCAGCAUCUGGAGAAGGACGAGCCCUACAUGAAUGUCCCCUUCCCUCGCACUGUGGGCAGAGCUAACAAACUGCUGUCAGGGGCCGUCAGCAACGCUGUGGGAGCCGGACACACUACCAUCAUGCUGGGAGGAGACCACAGCUUGGCCAUUGGUUCAGUGGAAGGCCACGCCCGGCAGUGUCCUGACCUGUGUCUGAUCUGGGUCGACGCCCACGCUGACAUAAACACGCCCCUCACCUCGCCCUCAGGGAACCUUCACGGACAGUCGGUUGCCUUCAUGCUCAAAGAGCUGCAGAACAAGAUGCCAGAGCUGCCAGGGUUCAGCUGGAUGAAGCCCUUCCUGUCAGCCAAGGACCUGGUCUACAUUGGCCUGAGAGACGUCGACCCUGGAGAGUACGACAUCCUAAAGGACUUGGGUAUCCAGUACUUCACAAUGAGAGACAUCGACAGGCUCGGCAUUCAGAGAGUCAUGGAAGUCACUUUUGACCACCUCUUGUCAAGGAAGCAGCGGCCGAUCCAUCUGAGUUUUGACAUUGAUGCGAUGGACCCGUCUUUGGCCCCGGCCACAGGAACACCAGUAAACGGAGGUCUGACCUACAGAGAAGGAAUCUGGAUCACAGAGGAGAUCCACAACACAGGGUUGUUGUCGGUGAUGGACCUUGUGGAGGUCAACCCAGCCCUGGGGGCGAGUCGUGAGGCGGUGGCGAGCACCGCUUCCAUGGCGGUGGAUGUCAUCGCAUCAUCCCUGGGCCAGACCCGCGAGGGAGGUCCCAUCACCCAGGAGUCGCAAACGCUCAAAGACGACACGGAACAGCUUCGACUCUAGAACCACAUUCUAGAACCACAUUCUAGAACUCAAAGGACGUUCAACAUAUAACCACUUGCAUUCCUGAAUAUAAAAAAAAAAAGACUUUACAUACAGAGUAGUUGAAUUGUUUCAAAGCAUUUUGUUGCAUCUUCUGUGUGUAUGUGUGUGUGUAUAUAUAUAUAUUAGUACUGUAUGGCAACCUGUUCAACAAUCAGUCAAACAAUCAUGACUGAACUUAGAAAGCCCUGUUGAAGGAUUAUAUAGCUAAUUUACUAUGGAUGGUGUGAAAAGCUUUAGCCUGGUACCAGAUCUGUGCUUUCAUGUCAACUGUUUGGCAUGACAAGACUGGCAAAAUAGUAGUACAAACAGACUGAUACCCAGGCUAUUAAAAGCCCUCAUCUCAAAUUUAAACUGUAAUUGAUGUGAUCAACAGCUGGUCGCCCUGGCCUUGACAGGACAGUCUCCCUAGCUCCACUAUUUAAAUGGUGACUGUAUUUGAUGUGAUCGGUGGUAUGCGCCACAGACACGGCGAUCGGUGGGGUGCGCCACAGACACGGCGAUCGGUGGGGUGCGCCACAGACACGGCGAUCGGUGGGGUGCGCCACAGACACGGCGAUCGGUGGGGUGCGCCACAGACAAUCACUAAAACUCAGUAUUACUCAUGACUGGAUACUGCAGCUCUGCAAUAUAACAGGGUUGUAUGAAGCCGAGUUUACACGACAAGCAUGAAACCAUCUCAAACGGAGAUGCAGACUGUGCUUUUUAAAAAAUAAUUAUAAUGUGGCCAUAGUGUGGUUUGGACAUAAAUACCUCAGCUCGAGCUAGUGGCUGUGCCAGUUGAGUUGUCGUAGUGAUGCGUUUGCACUUUUGGACCAGAUGUGGGGUUUGAUGUAUUUUUCUUCUCUAGAAUGAUUCUGUUUUGUAGUUAAUAAUGACUAUUAUGAAUCCAUGUUGGUGUAUUUACUGUCUGGUGUUAUAUUAGUCAGUAUUAAAUGACCAGUUCAUUUUUAAUAAGUUAAAAUUAGUGUAUGUAAUGGCUGUAUGUUAAAUGCUGAGUGAAAUAACUAUUUUAUUUACUAAAUAUAACAAAUGCCUUUUUUGACAUGACCACUGAAUGACUGUCUUUUUAAAAAAUAAAUAUAAUUAGUCUUCCACAAUGAAA